AUGCCCCUCCCGCCUCUUAAUCUGGGCCUGUACAUGGGAAAAGUACAUCACAAUAAUGUUCCAUCUGAAGUCGGUAUACAUGAAAACAUUUCAAAGAAAUCAAUGGUUCGAGAGUAUUAUGAGGAAACCCAGGAACGGAAACGACGGACACAGCACUCAAUUGCGACUAAAAAUUACUGUUUGGCCAAGAAGAAUUACGAAGAUUUUAAGAGACAAACGAAACAAAUAACAAAAAUCAAUAGAAAACAAGUCACGGGACCAAAAUGGUACCAGGAAUUGUCUGACCAACAGAUUUCUGUACUGGACAAUCUUUUUCGUAAUAUGAAAGAAGAUUUCGAUUUGGCCACAUCAAAGAGUACGAGACGUGCACUCAAAGCUUUAGGUGUUCGUACAUUCAUCCCGCAUCAUGUGGCAGUAGAUGCUUUGGUCAAAACUGAACUUUAUAUAAUAGAUUUUCUGCAAAUAAUUAAAGAUUACGUGAUACAAAAGAACAAUGAAAAAAACGGCCAUCAAACAAUUUCAGGUAACAUAAAAAAAGAUUAUUUUCCAGAAGAAAGGAUCUUAAUGAGUAGUAUACUUCACGUAGCAUAUCCGUGUUUUAUCAACAGACUAAAUUAUUUUCUCAAGGACCCCGUACCUGAAAAAAAUCUUGAAUACAUGAAACUUCCGAAAUCAACGAGAUCCACGAAAAAAUAUACAUCUCCCUAUUUAGAACCGUUACCCCAACCUCAUCACCCGUGGAUUAAAGUUAAAGAGGUUAAUUUUCAUAAUAAGAAUGUAAGACAACAAAGGAUGCGUAAUAAAAUGAAAGCAAUACACUUGCAACAACAACAUAACAAGGAGCUUGAAGAGGAAAAAAAGACAACAAUGAGAAUGAAUAUCGCUUACCCCAAUAAUUCAGUGAAAAAAAUGUUUUGCAAACCACCAGUGUUGAAACCGUUGAAGAAUGAAGACGAAAAUAAACUGGAAAUUGAGGGUCCAACAGUAGAUUCCUAUAAUUAUGAGGACAACGUGAUGCAUAACAGUGGUGAAGUGCAGACAGCGAUCGUGGAGGAGGAGGAGUGGCGGCAAGAGCAAGAGGAUGCUUGGCCCAAAACCAGUCGAGAGUUCGUGGAGAGCGAAACAUGGCAUUCCCAACGAUGGUCGACGACUUCUAUGGAGACCACGGUGACGGAAAAUACUAUCACGUACCACCGCACCAGACGCGCUGGCUCACAGACACUGCCACCUACGCAAGACAGCUGGUUGAAAAAGCCAUUAGGCUGGCUUAGCGCUGAUUACAAAGCGUCGAACGUUUCCAUCGAUUCGAUCGCCGAGUCGUCCGACAGCACCAUGGUUGAAAUGAACCCGCACAAGACGGUUGAAGUGAACGAUUUCGACUAUUCAGUCGACCACUUCGAAUGUAACGAGACCACUGGGGACAACGGAAAAAAGCUAGGUGGUAAACCGGAAUAUGACGGUGAGAGCGACGAUGGUGUGGAGCUAUCGGAGACGUUGCGCGACCUCACCAUUACAAAGAUGGACGCGGACGAGGAAACAAUUUAUAAGAUGUUCCAAAAAUACGAUGCCAACAUGGCGGCAGGCAACCAGCAGCAGCCUUCAGUAUUUUCUUCGGGCACCGGUAUUACGGUAGCCAAAAUUGACCGGACCAAACAUGUAGAUACACCGUCGAUGAAAGGCAUGCCGGGGACGCCGCUUCCGUCAGUGGUGCAAGUGGCCAACGAAGGGCAGUCGGUGAGAGACCUGGGCAAGAAGUCGUCCAUAUUUGACUUGCCACCCAAUGAUCGUGGCAGCCGCGGAGUGGCUAUACACGCUGACGACCACGUCAGCAAUACGUCUGCUGAGGCCAAAGACUGCGAUCAUGACGUGGCCGCUGAUGAACGUCCGCCACCGCUUAUCAACGAGGUCAGACACAAUAUUCAUAAUUUUGGCAUGUCAGCUAGCUUUUUAUUUAUUUCUGCUCUCCCCCUUCAGAGUCAGACCUCGUUAAGAAUAUCAAUUUGUACAGUAAAAAUUAAUUCUGUACAUGGUUAUCUAUACUAA
This is a messenger RNA of Macrosiphum euphorbiae (potato aphid), 2043 nucleotides long. NCBI's taxonomy places the organism in Eukaryota, Metazoa, Arthropoda, Insecta, Hemiptera, Aphididae. The record is from the annotation of a GenBank genome assembly.